AUGGAGAUGGAUGUUAAGGGAGUUUCUCCGUGCCCGGAGCCCAUCCCCCCGGCGGCGGGGUCUGGCGGCUGCCCGCACCAGCGCCCGCACCACCGCGAUGGGCAGCCCGCGGAGCCGGCCCCCGCCGCCGACAGCGGCCACCCGGAGCGGAGGCACGGCAGCGAGAAAGAGGACAAAAAGAGAACUACAGCCAACAAGACUUCUGGUGCUCCUUCCUACAGCAGAUGGUCCAGUUCACAGCCCCAUCAGUCCAGCUCCACAGUGAGAACGUACCAAAACAGUAAAUCAAGAGUGACCAUGAGCCCUGGCUUUAGCUCCCAGUGGAAUAGCAGCCAACCUGCUUGGAAUACAUACACCUUUCCAAGAGCAAGCUUGCACUACCAGUCCCAUGCUAGCUACACCUACUGUGCUGGACAUCCUGCUCAGUCCUAUGCACCAGCUCCCCACCCCAUGGCUCCUCCCAGUCCCAGCACAAACAGCAGCAACAACAGCAGCAACAACAGCAGCGGAGAGCAGUUGAGUAAAACCAACCUGUACAUUCGAGGCCUUCCACCCGGCACCACUGACCAGGACCUUAUCAAGCUGUGCCAGCCGUAUGGGAAAAUUGUAUCUACAAAGGCAAUUCUUGACAAAAACACAAAUCAGUGCAAAGGUUACGGUUUUGUAGAUUUUGACAGUCCGGCAGCAGCACAGAAAGCAGUAGCAUCUCUCAAAGCAAAUGGCGUGCAGGCACAGAUGGCAAAGCAACAAGAGCAAGAUCCCACAAAUCUAUACAUCUCAAAUUUACCUGUUUCCAUGGAUGAGCAGGAACUGGAGAAUAUGCUGAAACCCUUUGGACAUGUCAUUUCCACCAGAAUAUUAAGAGAUGCUAAUGGAGUCAGCAGAGGAGUCGGCUUUGCCAGAAUGGAGUCUACAGAAAAAUGUGAAGUAGUAAUUCAGCAUUUUAAUGGCAAAUAUCUGAAAACCCCACCCGGUCUACCAGCCCCCACUGAGCCUUUGCUGUGCAAAUUUGCUGAUGGAGGGCAAAAGAAGCGACAGAAUCAAAGCAAAUACACACAGAAUGGAAGGCCGUGGCCCAGAGAAGGAGAGGCCGGCAUGGCUUUGACUUAUGAUCCAACAGCUGCUAUACAGAAUGGAUUUUAUUCCUCACCGUACAGUAUUCCAACAAACCGCAUGAUUCCACAGACAUCAAUCACGCCAUUCAUUGCUGCUUCCCCUGUCUCUACAUAUCAGGUCCAGAGUACUUCAUGGAUGCCUCAUCCGCCAUAUGUUAUGCAACCAACAGGUGCUGUGAUAACACCAACAAUGGACCACACUAUGUCAAUGCAGCCAGCAAGCAUGAUGGGGCCUCUGACCCAACAGAUGAAUCACCUUUCCUUGGGCACAACAGGAACGUACAUGACUGCUGCUGCACCUAUGCAAGGGACCUACAUUCCCCAGUACACUCCUGUGCCUCCAACAGCUGUCCCUAUUGAAGGUGUUGUUGCUGAUACUUCUCCACAGACAGUAGCAUCUUCGUCACAGGAAGCCAGUGGUCAACAGCAACAGAUGACAGUGGAAACAUCCAGUGAACAUGCACCUGCAUAUUCUUACCAACAGUCUAAGUAA
Molecule: messenger RNA, 1608 nt
Organism: Gavia stellata (red-throated loon)
Lineage: Eukaryota; Metazoa; Chordata; Aves; Gaviiformes; Gaviidae
Gene: RBMS3
Product: RNA binding motif single stranded interacting protein 3
Exons: 15
Coding region: 1-1608 (535 amino acids)
Cellular component (GO): ribonucleoprotein complex; cytosol; nucleus
Molecular function (GO): poly(A) binding; poly(U) RNA binding; mRNA 3'-UTR binding
Source: RefSeq, a predicted model, not a curated record